This is a messenger RNA of Aspergillus clavatus NRRL 1, 4638 nucleotides long. Its product is annotated as putative eukaryotic translation initiation factor subunit eIF-4F. The transcript has 5 exons. Bases 1 to 4638 code for a protein of 1545 amino acids. Gene Ontology annotation, cellular component: eukaryotic translation initiation factor 4F complex. The record is from RefSeq and is a predicted model, not a curated record. Lineage: Eukaryota; Fungi; Ascomycota; Eurotiomycetes; Eurotiales; Aspergillaceae. Gene Ontology annotation, molecular function: mRNA binding; protein binding; translation initiation factor activity.
AUGACCUCGAUCCCUCCAAAGUCGGGCCUUCAACCUCAAGGACAGAGCACCUCGACUCAGGCCGCCUCGUCGCACUCGCCUUCCCCUUCGCUUAGUGGGAAGACUUCGCCCCAGGCUCCUCCUGCCUCGACGGUCGCCAGGUCCUACGCCAGCGCCACCAAAAAGUCCGCGACGGACUCGACCGCCGCUCCCGUCACCCUGGGCGGCUCUUCGCAACAUGGGAAGUCGACCUCAGUAUCUCCUGUGAGCGGCAAACCCAUGCAAUCUUCUCAGACCCCCGGCGUCACCAUCGUUAAUGGCGCCCCUUCCUCCGCCCCUCAAGGCGAUCACUCCCGAAAACCCUCGGUGACCAUCACCUCUGCUGGUACCUCGGGCUUCAUCCCCAACGGUGGCCCCGCCAGUCGUCCCAAUAGCCUCCAGUUCGGUUUUGCCAACCAGCAGAGCUCUCCCAACAUGGGCAACCCCGCCGUGCUCGCCAGCCAGCCCCAGUCCGGCUUGGCCGUCGCUCAGUCGCCAAACCCCCGUGUGGCCUCUCCCCAGACCUCUCCUUCGCCGAUCCCCCAGCCGGCCUCCAGCGGUGGUCGCCCUCCUUCGUCGUAUCAGUCGCAGGGAAAUGUCCUCAACUUUGGAAGCUUUGGGGAUGCCGGUGAUAACAUGCGCUCCGCUCCUCAGGCUCCCCUUGGCCCCGGAAACCAGUCGACCCACCUCCGACGCGAAUCCUCCCAAUCGACACACAGCGAUAUGAGCAAUCACAUGGGCAACGCUCCGGGACGGGGUGGCUAUCCUCACCAAGGUGGUCGGGGACGCGGAUACUCCCAGUCGGGUUACCAGGGACAGAUGCCCUACUCGCCUGGCCCCAGCUUCCGCUCGACUCCCAACCAGCCCCGUGGUGGUCCCAACAUGGGCCCUCAGUUUCACGCGCCCAACCAGGGACGGCCUCUGGCCCCGUUCCCCAACUCGCCACACCAGCGUAGCCCGGCUCUGGCCACCGCACACCCCGCGACUCCCCAGAUGAACCAGGUCCCCAUGGCCCAUCCCCAGAUGCCUCCUCAGCCAUACAAUGCUUACGGACAGCAUAUGGGCCCGCAAACAGUGAGACAUCACCACCCUUCUGCUGCUUACAGACAUCCCCGUCAUCAUGGUCCCAUACCGUCGAAGAGAAAGCCAGGGCCCCGUACUUUCUCUUCCUCAUCCUCUUCCUCUGCCAGUUUUCCCCUUCCUGCACAAACUUCCCCUCGCACCAUCCAUCUUCCUCCCCCCAAUCUCGCGCCGGAAAGUGGGCAGUUUGAACAUUAUCUGACGCUCGUGAAAACCUCCCAGGCUUAUCCCUAUGAUCCCACCUACGGGUACUAUAACCCUGCCUAUGGAAUGCAGCAGAUGCCGUACAUGACACCUCCCUCGCCCCAGCCGCGUCCUGGCAUGCCCUAUAACCCGCAGGCGCCGUACAUGCAGAACCAGUACCCGGUGCAACCGCCUCCCCAGACCGCUCCCUUGUCGCGUACGCCUUCGCAGGUGUCGAAUGACCGACCGGGUUCCAGCCUCGGCCAGGGCCAAGCUCCCACCGGCACCCCGGCGGCCACCCACGCGCACACCGCCAGCAGGACGUCCAACAGCCCUGCGCCUCCCAAGCCCCAGUUCAUCAUCCCUCCGACCAAGCGCGCCCCCAUCGUCAUCAAGGACCCCGGCAGCGGUGUGGUCAAGACCUUCGAGAAGGCCCCGGCUUCCCCCGCGCGGGCCACGCCAUCCCCUGUGAAGAUCUCCACCCCGACUUCCACCCCGCCUCCCCCUCGCACUGCCAGUGGUGCCGACCACACUCGCACCGACUCCAAGGUCAAGACCGAUGAGGAAAAGAAGAAGGAGCUGAGAGAGGCAGUCCGCCUGAAGAUCGAGCAGGACGAGGCGGAGCAACGACGCAAGGAAGAGGCAGAGGCCGCCGCGAAGCGCAAGAAGGAGGAAGAGGAAGCAGAGGAGGCGGCGCGCAAGAAGAAGCAGGAGGAGGAAGAAAAGGAGGCAGCCGCUCGCAAGCAAAAGGAGGAAGAAGAGGCGGCGGCGGCGGCGGCGGCCCAAAAGAAGGCUGCCGAGGAGGAGGAGGCCGCGCGCAAGGCACUCGAGGAGCUCAGUCUGAAGGACAAGGCGGCAGAUUCCAACAAGCCUGCUGUCGAAGAGUCCAAGAAGGAGGAACCGUCGGCUCCGGCCCCUGCUGCGGAGGACGAGAUCGACUACGAUGCGAUCGAGCGCGAGCUUGCCGAGAUUGAGGCCAAGGAGGCCGCUGCGGAAGCCGCGUACUACGCGAAGAAGCAGGCCGACAAGGAGGAGAAGGCUCGCAAGGAGAAGGAGGAGCGGGAGGCCUACGAGGCCAACAUGAAGAAGGCUGAGGCCGAGGCCGAGGCCCUCGAGGAGGAGCGUCAGCGCAAGCGGGAGGCCGGUGAGGAGACGACCUCGAGCAAGGACCUCUUUGCUGCCCUCAAGAAGGGCGGUUUUGCCGCGACCGAGGCCAGCACACCCGCCGACAGCGGUACUGCUACCCCAGUCUCCGACAUCUCCAUGGGCCCUCCUGCCAAGCCCGGCCAGAAGCGCGAGAAGCCUGCUGCUCUCAAGCUGGAAACCACCAAGGCCGUCGAGCCCCCUCAGCCCAGUGCUGCUAUGAAGUCCCUCCAGUCGGCUCGCUUCCUGGAGGACCUUAGCCAGGUCAACUACCCUGCCUCGGUGGCCUCGCCCAACCCGGCUCUGAACGCCAACGCCCCCGCUGACCGCAAGUUCCACUACAACAAGGAGUUCUUGCUCCAGUUCCAGAGCGUCUUCAAGGAGAAGCCCUCGAUCGACUGGGAUUCGCGGGUGCGCGAGACCGUCGGCGACAGCGGAGACUCGUCCCGCCCGCAGUCCGCGCGCACGCCCAUGGGUGGCCGCAACCCCUCGCGCGGUGGCGCCAUGCCCCAACCUGCCUUCACCAUGGGCUCUUUCGGACAGCCCCCGAGCCGUCCCUUGGGCAGUUCCGAGCAGCGCUUUGCCGCCUCCAACGCCAACCGCAACGUCGCGAUGGGCUUCGGAUCCUUUGGCCGCUCCCCCAUGGGCACUCCUCCCCUCGGCCGCACCACCUCCUCCAGCACGAUGGGUGGACCGUCGCGUGGCCCUGGUAGCCGGAACAACACCCGCACCGGCAGCAAGCGCGACAAGCAUCAGGGCAAGAAGGAGGAGGACAUGGCCAAGUCCAUGCCUCUCACCGCCGGAAAGGAAGUCAAGGCGCUCCAGAUCUCGACCACCGGAUGGAAGCCUCGCAGCGUCGGCCAGCCCCCUGCUGCUGGUCCCACUCCUGCUGGCGCUGGCCAUCUGCCUCCAGAUGUUGUGCAGCGCAAGGUCAAGGCUGCGCUGAACAAGAUGACGCCCGAGAACUUCGAUCGUAUUUCCGGCCAGAUCCUGGAGAUUGUGUCACAAUCCAAGGAUGAGUCCGACGGACGGACCCUGCGCCAGGUCAUCCAGCUCACCUUCGAGAAGGCCACCGACGAAGCGCACUGGGCGUCGAUCUAUGCCAAGUUCUGCAAGUGUAUGCUUGAGAGCAUGAGCGCCGAGAUCAAGGACGAGAACAUCCGCGACAAGAACGGCAAUGUGGUUGUCGGUGGCAGUCUGUUCCGCAAGUACCUCCUCAACCGGUGUCAGGAGGAGUUCGAGCGCGGUUGGAAGGUUAACCUGCCGCCCAGGCCCGAGGGCACGACCGAGGAGGCUGCUAUGCUGUCGGACGAGUACUACACCGCGGCUGCCGCCAAACGUCGUGGUCUGGGUCUCGUCAAGUUCAUUGGUGAGCUGUACAAGCUGGGCAUGUUGACGGAGCGUAUCAUGCACGAGUGUGUGAAGAAGCUGGUCGACUACGAGGGUAUGCCCGAGGAGGCCGAGGUUGAGAGUUUGACCAGUCUCCUGCGCACCAUCGGUGGUAGUCUCGAUGCCUCGGAGAGAGGUCACUCCUAUAUGGAUGUCUACUUUGGUCGUAUUCACAUGAUGGUCGAGAUUCCCGGCCUGCCCAGUCGUUUGCGGUUCAUGCUUAUGGACAUUAUCGAUCUGCGUAAUGCCCGCUGGCAGUCCAAGGACGCUGAUAAGGGUCCUAAGACCAUCCAACAGAUUCGUGAAGAGGCCGCUCGUGCUCAGCAAGAAGCCGAGAUGGAGCGUCUCCGCCAACAGGCCAACCGUGGCAACCGGCCCCCCAUUGGUCGGGGCGAUGCUCGCAGCUUCUCCGGAUACGGCAACCAGGCCCCUCCCCCUGACUACGCGUCGAGCAAGGUUGGAAGCGAUGAUCUCCGCCGGCUGCGGACCACGCGCAACACCAACCAACCCAUGUCCUUUGGCCCAUCCAGCAUGCUUGGGUCUCGGAGCAGCAGCGGUCGUAAGAACCUUGGCCCUGGAGGCAACCUGGUUCGCGGUAGCGACGACAGUGCCGCCAGCAGCCGUUCUGGAACGCCCGCAGCCAAGAAGGAAGACAAGGAGGCCGCCUCGUCGAUCAACGCCUUCAGCGCUCUUGCCAGCUUGGAAGACAACAUGGCCACCUCACCUCCAUCCAACCCUACUUCACCCUUGCUGACCAAGUCUCAACCUGCCGUUGAGCGCCGCCCCUCUAAGACCCCCUCGACGGCCGGCGAAGAAGCAUCAUAG